AUGUCUCAGCGAGUGGCACCUGCACACUUUGCUACAAACCCAGCAGGGGCAGCAGCUUCAAUACCCUUUGGAUAUCCAAUGCAGGGUCAUCAUCAAACAUAUGCCCAUCAUCAUCAUCAUUAUGGACAUCUGACAGAAAGAGUACCACAUCAUCAUAAUCCUCAUAAUUACAUUGGUCAUCAUCAUGGAAAUUAUAAUCCAAGUUCAUCAACAUCAUCUUCAUCAUCAACAUCAACAUCAUCAUCUCCACUUUACAACACCAACACAUCACCAUACCAUAAUAUACAUUCACCACCAACAACUCAAUCACAACAACAGCAACAACAACAGAGAGAACAACAGAGCAAAGUAAUCGAUUAUUAUUCUGCCAAACAGAAACAACAACAACAAAUCCAACAGCAUCAACAACAACUUUAUCAACAACAACUACUCCAUCACCAACAACAACAACAACAUCAACAACAACAACAACAACAACAACAACAACAACAACAACAACUUAAUACAUCCACCACCAACAACAACAACAACAACAAUAGCAACAAUAUAUUACAGGAAACUUUAUCAAGUAUGAUUGGAGAAUAUGAUGAUGAAGAUUCAUUGAAGAAGAAGAGGAAGAGGACAUCACCUGAUCAGCUAAAGAUUUUGGAGAAGAUAUUCAUUGCUCAUCAACAUCCAAGCCUUAAUCUAAGGAAUCAGUUGGCGAUCGAGCUAGGCAUGACACCACGCUCCGUUCAGAUUUGGUUCCAGAACCGUCGAGCCAAGGCUCGUAACAUGGAGUUCAAGCCAAUCCUCACUGGAACAUCCACCGAGGAGCUCUACGACGCUCUGCAAGGUGCCUACUUGCCAUCAAAGCAACAGCAGUUGCCAACACAACAACAGCAACAGCAGCCUCAACAACAACAACAACAGCAAGUCCCGACUUUGCAAUUCCAAAAGUCGUCCCCCAAGAUCGUCGUGGCAGACAAGUCACCAUCAGUGGCCUCAAUUUGGAAUCGCAUUCUUCUUCAUCCAGGCAAUGCUGAGGGCUUGUUAAGGUACAACCCGGACGAUCCCAACUCGAUCGACGUCAACACUAGGGACACGAGAGGCCUAUCACUGCUGUUCACAGCAGCUGUACUGGGCUACGAGUUCCAGGUGCGACGAUUGGUCGACAGUGGCGCCAAUCCAAACAUCCGCGACAACCAAGGUAACACACCCAUCCUGGCGGCGUCGUUGCUGGGCAACCUACACAUUGUCGAGUAUCUCUUGCAACAUGGUGCCGACCCCAACUUGGAGAACGACGAUGGUGUCAGCCCAUUGUACGCUUCCUGCAAGAGUGGCCACAUCAACAUCGUGCGCUGUCUUUUGGAGAACCACGCCGAAGUUUCCACUCGUCUACAAACGUCGGGCGAGACCCCACUGCACAUCGCCGCACUCAAGGGCUACGACCGUAUCUGCCAGCUUCUUCUGGAGAACGAGGCCAAGUCCCACGUGUUUGACUCGGCCAACUACACGCCUCUUCAUCACGCGGCCAUCAUGGGUCACAUGCCCAUUGUAAAACUACUCCUACGAUAUGGCGCAGAGCUCGAGGCUACUGAUCGCGACGGACACACGCCACUUCACACCGCGUCGCUCAUGGGCAACGACCUUAUCGUUUCCUAUCUAUUGGAGCGCGGUGCCAACGCCAACAAGCAGGACCACGACGGUCUCUCGCCCAUUCACUAUGCCAUCAGAGAUGGAAGAAUGGAGACUGUAAAAAUAUUGAUCAAGAACAAGGCGUCAUUGGAUAUCAAGACGGACUGUAAACAAAACUCACUCCAUCUCUCUGUGCAAUGGGGAACGGUGAUGAUGGGCCAGCUCGUGUUUGACAACUACAAUGGCGACAUUGAUGAUUGCGACGAGCAAGGCUUCACACCAUUGUACAUUGCUGCCAAGGCUGGCAAGAUCAACUUUGUAAGAUAUCUCAUUGGAAAGGGUGCAUCAGUCAAGAUUGCAUUGGAGAUUGCCGAGCGCAACAACAAUGGCAACAACAAUGGUAAUGAUAAGGAGAUUGUUGAGAUACUGCGUAAGAAUGCAGGACUCAGUCCACAGAUCUCACCUGACGACGAGUCCAAGCCAGUCACGGCCACCACAACCACCACUGAGAAGAAGAUCAACAUUGGCAAUUCACACUCUGUCCAUGAUCUCUUGGACAACAACAAUAAUGGCUCCAAUCAUGUCAGUUCAGAUGACUAUCCACUCAGGAUCAUCAGUCAUUCGUUCAGCUAUCAGAACAGAAUGUCUUCCAAUCAUCACCAUGACGAUUAA
Acytostelium subglobosum LB1 is the source of this 2289-nucleotide messenger RNA. RefSeq lists its product as hypothetical. Gene Ontology annotation, biological process: regulation of DNA-templated transcription. NCBI's taxonomy places the organism in Eukaryota, Evosea, Eumycetozoa, Acytosteliales, Acytosteliaceae. The record is from RefSeq and is a predicted model, not a curated record. The transcript is spliced from 2 exons. The coding region runs from base 1 to 2289 and encodes 762 amino acids. Gene Ontology annotation, molecular function: DNA binding; DNA-binding transcription factor activity, RNA polymerase II-specific; protein binding.